CCCAAGACGAUAAACCGAAAUGGAUGUGAUCAAAGCCGUUCAGAACUAUGUCAAUAAGAUGAUUGCAGACACGUCGGGGAUGAAGGCUCUUCUCCUCGAUGUGGAUACGACGCAGAUUAUUUCGAUGGUUACGACGCAGUCAACCUUGCUAUCACAAGAAGUCUUUUUAACAGAUCGUCUCGAGAACGCCGAGCGAGAGAAGAUGCGUCAUCUGAAAUGUAUCUGUUUCGUCCGUCCGACACCAGAAUCAAUUCAACAUUUCAUCGACGAAUUACGCGCCCCGAAAUACGGGGAGUACUACCUAUACUUCAGCAACAUCAUCAAGAAAUCUUCCCUUGAACGACUGGCUGAGUCGGAUGAAUAUGAGAUGGUCAAAUCCGUCCAAGAGUUCUUCGCAGACUACCUCGCCAUAAACCCUGACCUACUAUCUCUCAACAUCCACCCUCCUCAAUACACCCUCUUCUCUGACUCCCCCUCCACCUGGUCCCCGCCUUCGCUCGUUCGUUCGACGGAGGGGCUGGUCUCGUUGCUGUUGUCACUGAAGAAGAAACCGGUGGUACGGUAUGAGAAGAACUCGGCAAUGGGGAAGAAACUCGCACAGGAAGUUCAAUAUGUGAUGGGACAAGAAAGUCCGCUGUUUGAGUUUAGGAGAGGGGAGACACAACCUCUCUUACUGAUUCUGGAUCGGAAGAAUGAUCCAGUCACCCCCCUCCUAACACAAUGGACCUACCAAGCCAUGGUUCACGAACUCCUCGGCAUCUCCAACGGGCGCGUAACCCUCCCCCCCUCCGCCGACAACCCCAAAGGCACCGAGGUCGUCCUAUCCACGUCGGGGACGUUGGAUCCAUUCUUCGCCAGCAACAUGUACGAAAACUUUGGCGACUUAGGCGCAAACAUCAAAGAAUACGUCGACACAUACCAAUCGAAAGCAAAAACGAACAAAAGUAUCGAGAGUAUCGCGGACAUGAAGAGAUUCGUGGAGGAGUAUCCCGAGUUUCGGAGGUUGAGUGGGAAUGUGAGUAAACAUGUUUCUCUUGUGUCUGAACUAUCUCGGAGGGUUGAAGGGGAUAAUUUGUUGGAGACGUCGGAGUUGGAGCAGAGUUUGGCGUGUAAUGAUAAUCAUACGGCGGAUUUGAGGUCGGUACAACGGCUUAUACAGCAGCCGAUUCCGGACGCGAGUAAGAUCCGGCUCGUAGCGCUCUACGCACUCCGCUACGAAUCUAACCCCUCCUCCGCGCUGCCCACCCUCCUCUCACUCCUCUCCAACGCCGGUAUACCAUCCCACCAGGUCGCAACUAUUUCAAGGUUGUUGCAGUAUGCGGGCCAGAGAGAGAGACAAGAAGAUCUAUUCGGAGGGACUGGAUUUCUGGGGAGGGCGAGAAGCGGGAUGAAAGGCCUGAAGGGGGUCGAAAACGUUUAUACGCAGCAUACGCCGCGACUAUCGGAAACACUCACCUCCCUCCUCCGCUCUCGUUUACCAACCACAACCCACCCAUACAUCUCCGAUCCCCCAAGCCAGCAGCGAGUCCAAGACGUCCUCGUCUUCUUCGUGGGCGGGGUUACGUACGCCGAGGCAAUGGUCGUGAAUAAGUUUAAUGCAAGUCAGGAAGCUAUGAAGGCUGGGGUUAGGGUCGUGUUGGGUGGGACUACGGUUUGUAAUAGUGGGAGUUUUGUGGAGGAGGUUAGGGUUGGUGGGGAAAGGUGGGCGCGGACAACGGCGGGGGGGAGGUUGGGGGCGACGGGUGGGGCUGAUUUGAGAUGA
Messenger RNA from Saitoella complicata NRRL Y-17804, 1762 nucleotides. RefSeq names its product Sec1-like protein. The coding region runs from base 20 to 1762 and encodes 580 amino acids. The transcript has 3 exons. Gene Ontology annotation, cellular component: Golgi membrane. Lineage: Eukaryota; Fungi; Ascomycota; Saitoellomycetes; Saitoellales; Saitoellaceae. The record is from RefSeq and is a predicted model, not a curated record. Gene Ontology annotation, biological process: vesicle-mediated transport; intracellular protein transport.